GCACUUUCAGGUCUUGAGUACAUUUAUUGAUCACCAAGUCACAAGUGAAAACAAUACUUACGCUUAUAUUUUAUAUAUUAACACAAGAUGGCACGUCUCUACGAUUCCCGAACCACGAUCUUUUCGCCGGAGGGCCGUCUCUACCAGGUGGAAUACGCCAUGGAGGCCGCUUCGCAGUCGGGCACCUGCCUGGGCAUCCUGGCCAGGAAUGGCGUCCUCUUGGCCACCGAGCGGAUUACCAACAAGCUUUUGGACUCCAGUAUUCCCGCUUACAAGAUUUGCCGUUUGAACGCGGACAUGGCCUGUUGUGCCACGGGCAACACGGCGGAUGGAAAUGUGCUGACCAACGAGCUGCGCUUGAUCGCCCAGCGAUACAUCUCUACCUAUGGUGAGGUGAUUCCCUGCGAGCAGCUGGUCUCCAAUCUGUGCGACGUCAAGCAGGCGUAUACGCAAUAUGGUGGCAAGCGGCCCUUCGGCGUUUCCCUGCUUUACAUGGGCUGGGACACCCGCUUCGGGUUUCAGCUAUACCAGUCCGACCCCAGUGGAAACUAUAGUGGCUGGAAGGCAACCUGCAUUGGUCGCAAGUCCGGAGGGGCCAAGGGAAUACUGCAGCAGGAACUGUUUCCCAAGGAAUACCUGAAUCCUACACUUGAGGACGCCAAGGAUGUGGCCAUCAAGGUGUUGGCCGUGACCUUGGAUGGGUUCAGCGCCUCCAAGGUGGAAAUGGCCACUCUGGAGCGCAUUGAUAACUAUACCAGCUGCAAAGUUCUGGAUAUAAGUGAGAUCCAAAAACGCAUCGUGAAAUACAACACGUUGCAAGCGCAGGCCGCUAAACGAACGUUCUGUUAUCCAUAGCUGUUUUUAGUUAUGUUUAUAUUC
Molecule: messenger RNA, 879 nt
Organism: Drosophila suzukii
Lineage: Eukaryota; Metazoa; Arthropoda; Insecta; Diptera; Drosophilidae
Gene: Prosalpha3T
Product: Proteasome alpha3 subunit, Testis-specific
Biological process (GO): ubiquitin-dependent protein catabolic process; proteasomal protein catabolic process
Cellular component (GO): proteasome core complex; nucleus; proteasome core complex, alpha-subunit complex
Source: RefSeq, a predicted model, not a curated record